Lathyrus sativus (Indian pea) is the source of this 1431-nucleotide messenger RNA. The record is from the annotation of a GenBank genome assembly. NCBI's taxonomy places the organism in Eukaryota, Viridiplantae, Streptophyta, Magnoliopsida, Fabales, Fabaceae.
AUGAAAUUUGGGAAAUUGUCACUGUUUCUUUGUUUCAGUGUUUUCUGUUAUGCAGUGAUUGCUGUACCCGAGACUUGUCCUGCUGCUAAUGUUGGUAAAUGCGGGGAUCCAGAUGAUUGGGAAGGGGAGUUUUUCCCUGGCAUUUCCAAAAUUAAAUACGAGGGGCCUUCGAGUAAGAAUCCGCUGUCAUUUAAAUGGUAUAAUGCAGAAGAGGAAAUUCUUGGGAAGAAGAUGAAGGAUUGGUUCAGAUUUAGUGUUGCAUUUUGGCAUACAUUCCGUGGAACAGGUGGUGACCCAUUCGGCGCACCUACCAAACAUUGGCCAUGGGAAGAUGGUACCAAUUCAGUAAGCAUGGCUAAAAGAAGGAUGAGAGCAAAUUUUGAGUUCAUAAACAAACUCGGUGUCGACUUUUGGUGCUUUCACGAUAGGGAUAUCGCACCUGAUGCACCAACUCUUGAGGAAACAAAUGCAAACCUGGAUGAAGUGGUGGCUCUUGCUCAAGAGCUUCAGACUAAGAAUAAAAAGAGUGUUUUAUGGGGAACAGCUCAGUUGUUCAUGCAUCCUCGCUAUAUGCACGGUGGUGCUACUAGCUCUGAGUUAGCGGUGUAUGCAUAUGCUGCUGCUCAAGUGAAGAAAGCCAUGGAGGUGACACAUUAUUUGAGAGGAGAAAAUUAUGUGUUUUGGGGCGGACGUGAGGGUUACCAAUCUCUUUUGAACACAGAUAUGGAACGAGAGCUUAAUCACAUGGCUAGAUUUUUUGAAGCUGCUGUUGCGCACAAAAAGAAGAUCGGAUUCAAUGGGACACUUUUAAUUGAACCAAAGCCACAAGAGCCUACAAAACACCAGUAUGAUUGGGAUGCUGCAACUACAGCUAAUUUCUUGCGAAAAUAUGGACUUAUAGGGGAAUUCAAAAUUAACAUUGAGUGCAACCAUGCCACCCUAUCUGGUCACAGUUGUCACCACGAGCUUGAAACUGCAAGGGUUAAUGGACUGUUGGGUAAUAUUGAUGCAAAUACCGGUGAUCCUCAAGUUGGUUGGGACACAGAUCAGUUUCUCGUAGAUAUCCAAGAGGCAACACUGAUUAUGCUCAGUGUUAUCAGAAAUGAUGGAAUUGCACCAGGUGGAUUCAACUUUGACGCCAAAUUGCGGAGAGAGAGCACAGAUGUUGAAGACUUGUUCAUAGCUCAUAUUGUUGGAAUGGAUACAAUGGCCCGAGGCCUCAGAAAUGCUGCCAAGCUAGUUAAGGACGGUUCUCUGGCCGAGCUUGUCCGCAAGCGAUAUCAAAGUUUUGAUACAGAAAUUGGGGCUAAAGUAGAGGCUGGAAAAGCUGACUUUGAUUUUCUGGAGAAGAAGAUCAAGGAAUGGGGAGAACCAAAGGUUGCUUCUGCAAAACAGGAGCUAGCUGAGAUGAUUUUCCAGUCUGCUAUGUAG